GAAGAGAAACAGAACAAAUUUGAGGAAGUUUUUUGCUUUUCUGCUGUAACAGACUUCUCUUCUUUUUAAUUUACUGCCAUUUCAAGAUUUCAUAUCAUAUCAAGAACCAGUGAACACAGCUUCUAUCUCUACCAAAAGAAAAAAAAAAACAGUUGUUUAAAGAAAAUGAAACAAAAAAAAGUAGCUCACCCCACCCCUAUCCACACCACCCCUGUUUUGCUCAUUUUUGUAUAAUAAAGUUAGGCUAAAAGGCAUUUUUCUUGGGCUUUGUUCUGUUUCACUCUCACAUAAACAUAAACCUAAAUUGUUAAACACUCCCCAUUCUUGCCCUUUUUACUUUUUUUUCUCUUUUCAUUUCAAUCACAAAAUCUCAUCUUCUUCGUUGGGCAUUUUCCCCUUCCAAGAUUACAACUUUAUUGAUUAAUAUUAUCUAAUGUGAUAAUAUUCUCAAAUCGGAGAACAACAAGAACACAAAGUCAUUUGAAAUUUUUAGUUUUGGGUAUUCUGCAAAAAAUGUCUUCUACACCAGCUGAAUAUCCUUUACAGCAACAGCUACCACCGCCCAUGUUUAUGAGCCAACAAGCUUAUUCGGGUCGUCCGGGUCACGGGUCGGUUGGACCCGUAAUCGCUGUUCUUGCUGUUAUAGCUGUAUUGGGAGCCAUCGCUGUAAUGAUAGGCAGAUUGUGUUCGGGUCGGAAGAUAAUGGGUCGUGGUCAGUACGAUUUUGAAGGUUGGGUUGAGACCAAGUGCGCGUCUUGUAUUGAUGGCCGGGUCGACCCGAUACCACGACCGGUAACUAUGGCGCCGCCGCCGGUGGUGGUUGCUGAGAGCAGUAGCAACGGUAGUCCCGGCGGUUCUGCGCCGGUGUCGGUGCCGGAGCCGGUGGAAACGAGAGAGGAAGAAGCAUCAAAUCAACAAAGUAAUUUACAUGAGCAUCAUUCACAUGAAAGAACAGAGUCUUGAAAUGCUUUUUUUCUUUUUCUUUUUGAGCUUUUUGAAACAAAAAAUUGUGUUUAAUGUUUUAAUUAAUCUGAGUAUUUUCUAAUAGUGGAAUUUAUAAAUAUCGUAGCAAUUCUUUCUA
Molecule: messenger RNA, 1081 nt
Organism: Solanum pennellii
Lineage: Eukaryota; Viridiplantae; Streptophyta; Magnoliopsida; Solanales; Solanaceae
Exons: 1
Coding region: 514-963 (149 amino acids)
Source: RefSeq, a predicted model, not a curated record